AUGACCAAAAAAGCUCCUUCCUCUAAAUCUAUUUCUGGGUCAACCCAUGGAAAUGACGCUGAAUCAGAAGCAGUUUUCGAGGAAACAACCGAGGAGGAGAGAGACGAAGAGCGGGCAAUUGAUGGGGAGAAAACAACAGAAGAAAAGAAUGACGUUGAGUUAAAAGAGGUUUCCAAGGAAACAAUUGAGGGGGAAAGAGACGAAGAGCGGCCAAUUGAGGAGGAGAAAACAAUAGAAGAAAGUGGUGGGGAUGAGUCAGAGAAGGAUGAAUCUGCUGCUCACGAAGAGACUGACGAUGAAUCUACUGCUCGACACGAAGAGAAUGAAGAUGAAUCUGCUUCUCGACACGAAGAGAAUGUCGAAGUUGGGGAAAACGAGGAAAACAAAUAA
Molecule: messenger RNA, 390 nt
Organism: Lycium ferocissimum
Lineage: Eukaryota; Viridiplantae; Streptophyta; Magnoliopsida; Solanales; Solanaceae
Exons: 3
Coding region: 1-390 (129 amino acids)
Source: RefSeq, a predicted model, not a curated record